Messenger RNA from Heteronotia binoei (common prickly gecko), 3897 nucleotides. It is a transcript of the gene SCARF2, whose product is annotated as scavenger receptor class F member 2. The transcript has 11 exons. Lineage: Eukaryota; Metazoa; Chordata; Lepidosauria; Squamata; Gekkonidae. Bases 40 to 3117 code for a protein of 1025 amino acids. The record is from RefSeq and is a predicted model, not a curated record. Gene Ontology annotation, molecular function: scavenger receptor activity.
CGGCGUAGGCUGGCCGGGGCUCAGGCGAGGGGGGAACCAAUGCGGCAUUUCCUGGCUGGCCGGGCGCCCCUCCUGCUGCCGCCGAGAGGGGCGAGGGGGAGGCGGCGACGGUGGCGGAGGCGCUCGCACUGCAGCUUCCGGCCGGGCUCCUGCAGCAGCAGCAGGCAGCAGCGGGGAGGAGGAGGAGGCGCCGCCGCCGCUGCUGGGGAGCCAGGCUGCCCGGGCCGGGCCGGAGAGCGCCGCGCGCCACGCAUGGAGCCGCCGCCGGCGAGGAGGGCCCGGCGCGCCGGAGGUGCAGGCGAAGUCGGAGGCGGCCGCGGCGCGCUCCUCCCUCUGCUCGUGCUGCUGAGCUGGGGAGCUGCCCAGGAGCUGAGUCCCCGCGGGAGGAACGUCUGUCCGGCGCCCGGUUCUUCUGGGUCCGUUUGCUGCCCUGGAUGGAAGCAACAAGGCGAGGAAUGUUUGAUUGCUAUAUGUGAGGGAAAUUUCACCUGCAAGGAUAAUGAGGUUUGUGUGAGACCCAACGAGUGCCGUUGUCGCCAUGGGUACUUUGGAGCCAAUUGUGAAACAAAGUGCCCCCGCCAGUUCUGGGGCCCCGACUGCAAGGAGAUGUGCCGGUGCCACCCUAACGGGCAGUGUGAGGAUGUGACGGGGCAGUGCACGUGCAAUGCCAACCGCUGGGGUCCAAAGUGCGAGAACCCUUGCUUGUGCAAGCAUGGGAAGUGUGACCAGAAGAUGGGCAAGUGCACCUGUGAGCCCAGCUGGUGGGGCCCCCAGUGUUCCAGCGCUUGCUAUUGCAGCCUUAACUCUCAGUGCGACCAACAGACGGGGAAUUGUAUCUGUCAGCCUGGCUGGUGGGGCCGCAGCUGCAACAACCAGUGCGCUUGCAGCAACUCUCCUUGUGAGCAGUUCACUGGGCGCUGCCAGUGUCGAGGGAGGACCUUCGGCCCUCGCUGUGACCGCUACUGCCAGUGCCACAUGGGCAGAUGCAACCAGCUUGACGGGACAUGCACCUGUGAACCAGGCUACCGUGGCAAGUUCUGCCGAGAACCAUGCCCAGCUGGCUUCUAUGGACAGGGCUGCAGGAGACGGUGCGGACAGUGCAAGGGGCUGCAGCCAUGUACGAUCGUGGAUGGCCUCUGCCUGGCAUGUGAAGCAGGUUGGAACGGCACCAAGUGUGACCAGGUGUGUGCCCCGGGCUUCUAUGGAGAAGGCUGUGAGCAGAUCUGCCCUUCAUGUAAGGAUGGCCACACUUGCAACCAUAUCAAUGGCAAGUGUUCACUCUGCAACCCUGGCUGGAUUGGAGAUAGGUGUGAGACCAAGUGCCACAAUGGGACGUAUGGUGAGAAUUGUGCCUUUGUCUGCAGCGACUGCUUCAACGGCGAAUGUCACUUUGAAACAGGAAGAUGCCUUUGCAAGGCAGGGUUUUAUGGGACUUCGUGCAAUAUGACAUGCCCACCUGGUCAGUAUGGAGUGAACUGUGCAGAAUCCUGCAACUGCCACAAGGACUCCUGUGAUCCCCUAACAGGAGACUGCUAUAUGGAAGCCAACCAACGGAUGGGGGUCAUCGGAGCUGGAGCCCUCCUGACCUUAUUGCUAAUCCUGCUCCUAUCACUACUGUGUUGUUGUUGUGUUUGCCGCAAGAAGGACCAACCUCGGGACACAAAUCAGGACCCAGUCAACAAGAAGUCCCCGAGACGUCUUUGCGGCAGGUUCAGCCAGAUCAGUAUGAAACUCCCCCGCAUUCCUCUUCGUCGUCAGAAAUUGCCCAAAGUUGUCGUGGCUCACCAUGACUUGGAGAACACAAUGAACUGCAGCUUCAUUGAACCCCCAUCUGUGGUAGAGCAGCCAUCGCCUUCAUGGUCUUCUCAGGGCUCUUUCUCUUCCUUUGACACCACCGAUGAAGGACCCGUAUACUGUGUACCACACGAAGAAAGCAUGAGCGACAGCAAAGACAGAGUCUCAGCCCCGUGCAAUCCAGUGGAGAAGAUGGCACCAACUAUCAGUGAGGAGGAAGCUGGGGAGUACACCGUCUUAAAAGAGAGCAGCUCCCUCCAAGCAGACAGCAGCGAGAUGCCCUUGCUCAAAUCCUCUGACAGCGAACGCUCAUCUUGUGGCUCUGGCUCAGCCAGUGGAGCUCUCUAUGCCAGAAUUGCCCGCCUGUCCAAGCAGUCCAGGGAUGAAGACGAAAAUGCCAUGGGAAACAAGAGUCCCAAGCCUCCAUCCCCAGAAAGAGCCAAGCCUCCUCCUCCGGACCCCUCGACAAAGCCCAAAGUCUCUUGGAUCCACAGCAAGUACAACUCAAACCAGUCCAACUCCUUGCCUGCCAUUGGAAUGCCUGAUCCAUCAGAACAGAAGCAGGGGCUGGCCAAGAGGAAGAGGAGCCCCAGCGAGACAUCAGCAGGAGUUCACAGCAAGCCAGAUGAAAAGGCCCCAGCAAGGAGCAAAGAGAAGGCCCCAAAGCAUCCAAAAGAGCUAUGCUCCCCAGAAGGCAAAGCCAUCCCGGCCUCAGGGGACCCGCAGUCACCAUCCAAGCACAAGCAACGGCACAAGACCAGCACAGAGCAAAUGGAGAAUAUCAACGGGGCCAUCCAGAAUGUGAUCAAAAAGAUAGGGAGCCAUCCCCUAGACCGGAAAGGAGGAGAUGCCCCCAAGAGCCCCAAUCACAGCAAACCUCGCUCUGAAGUCAUCCACCCUCACUUGUCUUCAGAAGCGGCAACGCUGCUGGCUGCGCAGUUGAAGGAAAAGACUCAAAGCCUUAACAGGGGUGACAGCGGUGCAAGGCAAAAUGGGGUCAGCCCCCUGCCAGCUCAAAGGGAGAAACCUACUCCUCCACAGAAGGCAAAGCGCUCCGUGGCCACCAGCAGCCAGAAGUCCAGUAAGCCUGUGCUGCCGACUUCACCCAACCUCCAGAAAUUAAUCAAUCCCAUUUCAGAGGCCCCAGCUGGGGAUCCCAAAAGGGCAGAGAAGCAUAGCUCUGGCAGCAACCAAGAGCCAGUGCCCACCAGUGAUCCCGUGGUCAAGAAAACUCCCAUUAAAAAGCCACCCAGAAAGAAGAGCAGAGAAGCCGUCUCAGACCAGCCCAAAACAACCAUGACACCACCUCAGACUGUCCAAUAAACAGAGGCCAUCUUCUGUGGCCUCCUACAGAGGCCCACAGAAGAGGAAGUGGUCAGUGGAAAAGGGGAGGCAGGGGCAGAAUCUGUCUUGGGGAAAGACGAGGCUCUGGAGAACGCUCCUGAAGUGUGUGUCUCCCACAGAGAGAUGUGGACCCCAAUGCUAUUGGAAGGCCUCUCCCCCAGCAGCAGGCCCAAAGCACUUCUGAUUUCAUUCUCCCUUCGUUGAGUGGGGAAGGGACUUUGUGGGCAAGCGCUGGCGCCUGGGAUGGGGAGGGAGUGGGGAGGGAAAAGGGAGGGCUUAGCAAGGCAGGCUGGGUCAUAUUUGUAAAAGUAUUAUAACUGCAUACACAUGCUUCUCUCCCUAAGAUUGCCUGAGUUGUUAUAAUCUGCAGUAUGGAUUAGCUGGCUUUCUGUAACUCUAGUCAGGUCUCGGAACUACCACGGCAAAAGGCCGAGGCAAAAGCUCCACAGGGUUUGAGGCAGGAGAUAUCUUUCCUGCGUUGCUGGCGACGUGUGCAGGCCUUGCACUGGGCCUCGGGUGCUGGCCAUGUAUGGCAGUCCAGACCUGGUUGGACUCAUGUGCCCCAUAGCCUCCCCUGGUGAUGAUUCGGGCACCGUCCUCCUGUGCAGCCGUGCUGCCUCGAGCUGGCUUCGACGGAUGCCCCUUUUGGCAGCAACAGGCAAGGCCGCCUUGAAGGCCACGUGUCUUGGCAGUUUGGUAUGCAAGUCUAGCAUCUCCAUCGAAAGCUUCCUCAAUUAAAAAAUGUAUUUUUGACUCUUA